AUGCCGAGGGCGAUGGAAACCAUAAUGUCGGUAACUAUCUCAUGUAUGGUGUGNACUCUGCCUAAUCUUCGUGUAGAAGAUGCAAUGGACAUUCCUCUAGCAGCCCCGGUAGUUGUUUGGCGCGAUGCCGAGGGCGAUGGAAACCAUAAUGUCGGUAACUAUCUCAUGUAUGGUGUGAUGUUUGUUUUGGGUAUGGACUCGGUAAACUUGUGCGUCGUCGAAGGGCCGUUCGCUGGAGCGCGUGACUACCUACUGGCAAACAAGUUUGCAAGAAUACAUUACAUUGAUCCAUGUCCUUUGUUCGAGAAAAUGAUGAAGGUUUUUGACAACGUGUCCCCAGAAGAGCUGAUUGAAAGUGUGGGCUCUUGUUCGGGUGGUGAUCCAGUAGAAGACAUAGAGAUUAUCGAUAUUUCUGAUUAA
Messenger RNA from Ilex paraguariensis (yerba mate), 420 nucleotides. Lineage: Eukaryota; Viridiplantae; Streptophyta; Magnoliopsida; Aquifoliales; Aquifoliaceae. The record is from the annotation of a GenBank genome assembly.